GGCAAUAUCUGCACAUCACCAUUAGGCCGACACAGACCCGACGCAGUGUGAAGAAAAAGUCCCCGUCAGAAUUGUUUGGGAGUUCAACAGUGACCUAUAAAUGUGGGAAGUCAUGAACCACCCCCUCACGAACAAACACAAAUGUGUUAGUGAGGGGCCGCACCACAAGCACGUUUCCUUAUGUGUCACUAAAACGCCUUAAUGCUCAAAACCUUACGCUCCCACUUCAACAGCUUUUGGUCUAAUAUUUACUAAAUCAUUACAAAGGGACAAAUAUCUUUGCUCCACAUCAAAGUUAUACUAUAUGAAACUGUCUUUUGGUUUCAUUAAGUGAAUAAACAUGUCACACCAGUCUCUGUGUGGCGCCUCUCAGUUUUCCUCUACAUGCCGUUCGCUUUGCUGUCCGCCGAUAGCGCCACCUACUACCCAGCCUCGCUUCCUCCACUUUGUCUAACCACAGAUCUCUGCAUAGGAAAAAAAAAACUCCAUCGCAUCUUCACUACAAGCCCUGCAAAGGGAAAGCCCUGAGCCUGACGUGCCUCACACAGAGAUGCAGAAGACACAUUUGGACAGUGAGCGGUCAACACAUGCUGGGAUGGAGGUUCAGGCCAGAUCCUCUCAUAAAUACCUGCUGCUGCAAGUGUGGUGUGGUCUCCUCACGGUCACCAUGGUGGUUAUGGCGGCACUUCUGGUUUCAAUAAAAUCCAAGUCUACCGAGGAGGUCUCUAGGUUAAGGCCAGACAAUCCAACAGCUCACCCUACAGUCAUGCCCUCUGCCACACGGUUGAAAUCAGUAGGAUCUUCCCUCUCAUACAUCCAGUUAAUCAAGUCUCAAAACAAUUCCUGGGAGGUAACGCCUGAAUAUAAACUAUGCUCCCUCCUCCUGCGCAACAACUCUAUCUCCUGCAUGGAAGACAGCUUGUACUUCAUCUACGCCCAGGUCACCUUCUCCAAAUUCUCCAAGAGUAAUUUAAACAAAUAUGUGACAUUGCGCAGAAACCCAAGACCUGGUAAAGAAGGCAGGAAACUGGUGGAGGGAGUCUUCCCGAGCACGACAGACAGCUCCGUGUGGGUGGCGAAGGUUGUCAAGCUUCAGAAAGAAGACGUCGUCAGCUUAGAGAUCACAGAUGAUUGUUUAAAUGAAAACACAUUUUGGGGAGCAUAUCAGCUUUAAAAGUACUGCAGGGCUCUAGCAUUUGUUAUAAUUAUCAUUAUGAUAAGAUACGAUACGAUAAGAUAUAUAUGACAUGACACGACAUGUCAUAGUUACCUUGUACCUUGUAGCCACUACUCUGCUGUUUAUUUGAUAUUAAAUAUGUCUAUAGUCAUUCAAAGUCAGUGCAUGAUAAAGCCCUAAAGGCCCUAAUCUAGCUCCACCUAGGGACCCAAUUGGAUCCCAAGGGCUGCAUAGAGUUAAAACACGUUUUACAUUUUAGACUUUAUUGAUUUUGUUCAACUUGAUUGCGUAUUGAUAACAAUAUGUCUUCUGUAAUUUAUGGUGGAUUAAUAUUAUAUUAGUUUAACAAUAUUGGAAUGUGGUGAGUUCAAAGAAAAAUAAAUGUAUAAUAUCUCACAGU
This is a messenger RNA of Betta splendens (Siamese fighting fish), 1577 nucleotides long. RefSeq lists its product as uncharacterized. Gene Ontology annotation, cellular component: membrane. Gene Ontology annotation, molecular function: tumor necrosis factor receptor binding. The transcript has 6 exons. Gene Ontology annotation, biological process: immune response. The coding region runs from base 551 to 1174 and encodes 207 amino acids. Lineage: Eukaryota; Metazoa; Chordata; Actinopteri; Anabantiformes; Osphronemidae. The record is from RefSeq and is a predicted model, not a curated record.